CUUUUCUUUUACAGCGCGUCACACGUAUUUUUUUUUUUUGAUCCAUUGGAAGAAAGAAAAACCCGCGAAAGGCUUUGCACCGAUCAAUUUGCGAAACCCUUCUAUCAAAGGUUGGAACUGAAAUGCAGAAGAAGUCGACAUUGCCACUGAGCGACGCGAAUGCGAACAGAAAGAGGAAGGAAGUGCGCAGCAAGGAAACAUUGGUGAAGCUUCUAAGAUGGCAUUUUGGGUACCCUGAUUUUAGGGGCAUGCAAUUGGACGCUAUUCAGUCGGUGCUUUCAGGAAAGGAUUGUUUUUGUCUUAUGCCGACUGGGGGAGGCAAGUCAAUGUGUUAUCAGAUCCCUGCAUUGGCAAAACCAGGAAUUGUGCUCGUUGUAUCUCCUUUAAUAGCCUUAAUGGAAAACCAAGUAAUGGCACUGAAAGAGAAAGGGAUUGCAGCAGAUUUUCUCUCCUCAACAAAAACAGCGGAUGCUAAAGUAAAGAUUCACGAGGACCUUGAUUCUGGAAAACCUUCUACAAGGCUGCUAUAUGUGACUCCAGAGUUAAUAGCAACACCAGGGUUUAUGUCAAAGCUCACAAAGAUUUAUACUAGGGGGCUGCUAAAUCUCAUUGCCAUAGAUGAGGCGCAUUGCAUCUCAAGUUGGGGUCAUGAUUUCAGACCUAGCUACCGUAAGCUUUCAUCUUUGAGAAGCCACCUACCAGAUGUACCAAUAUUAGCUUUGACUGCUACUGCUGCGCCAAAGGUUCAGAAGGAUGUAGUUGAAUCCUUGCGGAUGCAAAAUCCAUUAAUACUCAAGUCUUCAUUUAAUCGUCCAAAUAUAUAUUAUGAAGUUAGAUACAAAGAUCUAUUGGAUGAUGCUUUUGCUGAUUUAUCUAAUACACUCAAAUCUCUGGGAGAUGUCUGUGCAAUAGUGUAUUGCCUUGAACGUUCAAUGUGUGAUGACUUAUCAAGUAAUCUAUCCCAAAGUGGUAUUUCAUGUGCUGCUUAUCAUGCAGGAUUGAAUAAUAAAAUGCGAACUUCGGUGUUAGAUGAUUGGAUUUCUUCUAAGAUAAAAGUUAUUGUUGCUACUGUGGCUUUUGGAAUGGGCAUUGAUAGAAAGGAUGUCAGAAUUGUUUGCCAUUUCAAUAUUCCCAAGUCAAUGGAAGCAUUCUAUCAAGAGUCCGGCCGAGCUGGUCGUGAUCAAUUGCCAUCUAGAAGUCUGUUGUACUAUGGGAUAGACGAUCGCAAAAGAAUGGAAUUUAUAUUAAGUAAAUCGGGGAGCAAGAAGUCAUCUAGUUCACAGGAAGAGUCAUCCAAAAUAUCCCUGAUUGCUUUCAAUCAGAUAGUUGAAUACUGUGAAGGAUCUGGAUGCCGCAGGAAAAGAAUUCUUGAGAGUUUUGGGGAACAGGUAACUGCAUCACUAUGUGGAAAAACAUGUGAUGCCUGCAGACAUGCAAACUUAGUUGCUCGAUGUUUGGAGGAUCUCAAAACUGUUUGUGCUCUGCGUCAUAAAAAUGGUUCAUCUCGAGUUUUUAUAACCAGUUCCACUGCCGCAACUACUGGAGAACAGUUAUCUGAAUUCUGGAAUCGGGGAGAGGAAGCAAGUGGAUCAGAGGAAGAUAUAUCUGAUUCAGAAGAUGGUAAUGAGGUUAUCAACAACCUAACCAGGUCAAAGCUUCAAUCCAGAUUGGGAGUAAAUGAGAAGCUUGCUAUGUUACAACGGGCAGAAGAAAACUUCUAUAGAAAUAAUAACACUUAUANAAAUGUAGUUGAUCCAACCGAUGAAGUUUUCUAUCUUAAUGAUCAUGGUUCAGAAGGAUUUAGAUACAAAGAUCUAUUGGAUGAUGCUUUUGCUGAUUUAUCUAAUACACUCAAAUCUCUGGGAGAUGUCUGUGCAAUAGUGUAUUGCCUUGAACGUUCAAUGUGUGAUGACUUAUCAAGUAAUCUAUCCCAAAGUGGUAUUUCAUGUGCUGCUUAUCAUGCAGGAUUGAAUAAUAAAAUGCGAACUUCGGUGUUAGAUGAUUGGAUUUCUUCUAAGAUAAAAGUUAUUGUUGCUACUGUGGCUUUUGGCAUGCCAUUACAUGUUGGUGUGUGCUGUGGGGGGUUGAUGAAUUUUGUGGCCCUGUUCAUAGUAGUGGCCAUAAGAUCUACGGAUUACAAUGAUUUCUGGCAUGAUACUUGGUGCGACAUCUACCAAGCUAAAAUGCUCUGUGAUGGGACUUUUGUAGAGACCAAGGGCCAUGGAGCCAUGAUGUUACUGAGCCUUUGGUCUUCAUUUAGAAUGGGCAUUGAUAGAAAGGAUGUCAGAAUUGUUUGCCAUUUCAAUAUUCCCAAGUCAAUGGAAGCAUUCUAUCAAGAGUCCGGCCGAGCUGGUCGUGAUCAAUUGCCAUCUAGAAGUCUGUUGUACUAUGGGAUAGACGAUCGCAAAAGAAUGGAAUUUAUAUUAAGUAAAUCGGGGAGCAAGAAGUCAUCUAGUUCACAGGAAGAGUCAUCCAAAAUAUCCCUGAUUGCUUUCAAUCAGAUAGUUGAAUACUGUGAAGGAUCUGGAUGCCGCAGGAAAAGAAUUCUUGAGAGUUUUGGGGAACAGGUAACUGCAUCACUAUGUGGAAAAACAUGUGAUGCCUGCAGACAUGCAAACUUAGUUGCUCGAUGUUUGGAGGAUCUCAAAACUGUUUGUGCUCUGCGUCAUAAAAAUGGUUCAUCUCGAGUUUUUAUAACCAGUUCCACUGCCGCAACUACUGGAGAACAGUUAUCUGAAUUCUGGAAUCGGGGAGAGGAAGCAAGUGGAUCAGAGGAAGAUAUAUCUGAUUCAGAAGAUGGUAAUGAGGUUAUCAACAACCUAACCAGGUCAAAGCUUCAAUCCAGAUUGGGAGUAAAUGAGAAGCUUGCUAUGUUACAACGGGCAGAAGAAAACUUCUAUAGAAAUAAUAACACUUAUAAACAGAACAACAAAGGUGACAAGAAUGCUAUUUCGGAUCCAAUGCGAGGAUCAAGCAGGCAAAGGUUACAAAAUGCUCUUAAACAGGUCCACCAACGGCUUGACGACUUCAAGAUUGAAGUGGAUACGUCAGCAUCUUUCCUUGAAGAUGAAUGCUACAAGAAGUAUGGCAAGGCUGGCAAAUCAUUCUAUUAUUCGCAAGUGGCAAGUACUGUAAGAUGGCUGACGACUGCCACCUCCAGCGAAUUGAUGAACCGACUUUGUGCAAUUAAUGCUUCUGCUGAAGCUGAACAGUCCCUUACGCCAGCUGAACAGCCCUUCAAACCGCCACCUACUUUAGAUCCUUGUGCAGAAGAUACCAGCAAUGAAUACUCUGGCAAUGCUAGAUCAGAAACUUCUCCAUGUAUUGUGCCAAUGGAAAGCUGUUCGUUUAAUAAUACCAACUUGCCACAAAUACCAUCCUUCUCUGAAUUCCUAAAUAGUAGGAAAACAAAAGGGGACCAGUUAAAUGACACAAAGAAGCAUUCAAGAAUCGAAAAGAGGAUGAGGAUGCAGUAAAUUUACAUUUGUAGAUACUAACUAUUAAAGUUCAGAUUUUAGUGGCAUAAUAUCAAGUGCCAAUUUCGGCUUCUAUAAAUCAAUUAGUAUUGUUUGAA
Vigna umbellata (rice bean) is the source of this 3574-nucleotide messenger RNA. The record is from RefSeq and is a predicted model, not a curated record. NCBI's taxonomy places the organism in Eukaryota, Viridiplantae, Streptophyta, Magnoliopsida, Fabales, Fabaceae.